Talaromyces atroroseus is the source of this 3300-nucleotide messenger RNA. RefSeq lists its product as hypothetical. The record is from RefSeq and is a predicted model, not a curated record. Bases 1 to 3300 code for a protein of 1099 amino acids. The transcript is spliced from 6 exons. Gene Ontology annotation, biological process: protein import into nucleus. Gene Ontology annotation, cellular component: cytoplasm; nucleus. Gene Ontology annotation, molecular function: small GTPase binding; nuclear import signal receptor activity. Lineage: Eukaryota; Fungi; Ascomycota; Eurotiomycetes; Eurotiales; Trichocomaceae.
AUGUCCCUGCUUGCGCCAGAAAUCCACGCUGCCCUUGCGCAGCUGUUGCAGGCUUUGAGCACACCUGACAAUGCGGUUCGAUCGCAGGCAGAGGAGCAGCUCAACAGUGACUGGGUUCAGAACCGUCCAGAUGUCCUGCUCAUGGGCCUAGCGGAGCAGCUGCAAGGUGCAGAAAAUACCGUCACAAGAUCUUUUUCUGCGGUCCUUUUUCGCCGAAUAGCCACCAAGACCAUCAAAGACCCCCGCAGCGGUGAGACCAAGGAAGUCUUCUCGACCUUGACACCCGAGCAACGCAUUGCAAUUCGGGAGAAGCUUGUUGCUUGCCUGAGCAGUGAGACGCUGGCUGAUGUUCGCAAUAAAAUUGGAGAUGCGAUUGCCGAGGUCGCCCGCCAGUACACAGAUAACGUAUGCUUGUCAGGCGAGUCAUGGCCGGAACUUUUGGGAGUGCUGUUUCAAGCCAGCCAGUCCCCCGAGGCGGGAUUACGCGAGGCGGCAUUCAGAAUUUUUACUACAACACCAAGCAUAAUUGAAAAACAGCAUGAGGAUGCUGUCUUGAAUGUUUUCAGCAGGGGCUUCAAGGAUGAUAAUAUUGCAGUCCGAAUCGCUGCAAUGGAAGCCUUUUCUGCUCUAUUCCGCUCCAUUCCAAAGAAGUCACAGUCCAACUUUUUCGCUCUUGUUCCAGAUGUCUUGAAUAUCCUACCUCCGCUCAAAGAGGCGGAUGAUAGUGACGAACUGUCCAAGGCCUUUAUAGCGCUGAUUGAGUUGGCUGAAAUUUCUCCAAAAAUGUUCAAAAGCCUUUUCAACAAUCUUGUCAAAUUCAGCAUAAGCGUCGUCGCAGAGAAGGAUCUUAGUGAUCAAGUCCGACAGAAUGCGCUUGAGCUUAUGGCAACAUUUGCAGAUUACGCCCCAAACAUGUGCAGGAAAGACCCGACUUUUGCCACGGAAAUGGUCACUCAAUGUCUCAGCCUGAUGACAGAUGUUGGUGCCGAUGAUGAUGAUGCGUCCGAAUGGAAUGCGUCUGAAGAUCUUGAUCUUGAAGAAAGCGAUUUGAAUCACGUCGCUGGUGAGCAAACGAUGGAUCGAUUGGCGAACAAGCUUGGCGGCGAAAUUAUCCUCCCUGCUACCUUUGCUUGGAUUCCGCGCAUGAUGUCGUCGUCAGCUUGGAGAGAUCGACACGCCGCUCUGAUGGCUAUCUCUGCUAUUUCCGAGGGUUGCCGCGACCUAAUGAUCAGUGAAUUGGACCAUGUACUUGCUCUUGUCGUCCCUGCGCUACAGGAUCCUCACCCGCGUGUGCGCUACGCCGGUUGCAACGCCCUUGGUCAGAUGAGUACCGAUUUUGCUGGUACCAUGCAGGAGAAAUACCAUGCAGUUGUCUUGAACAAUAUUAUCCCCGUUCUUGAUUCGCAGGAACCUCGUGUCCAGGCCCAUGCUGCCGCUGCCCUGGUUAACUUUUGCGAGGAGGCAGAGCAGAAAGUUCUCGAACCCUACCUUGGAGAACUACUUCAACACUUGCUCCAACUUCUUCGCGGAGAUAAACGAUUUGUACAGGAACAGGCUCUUUCUACAAUUGCUACUAUAGCGGAUUCCGCCGAGGCUGCUUUCGGUCAAUACUACGAGACAUUGAUGCCCUUGCUUUUCAAGGUGCUGCAGGAAGAGCAAUCCAAGGAGUACCGCCUAUUACGCGCAAAGGCGAUGGAAUGUGCCACUUUGAUUGCUCUGGCCGUUGGAAAGGAGAAGAUGGGACAGGACGCCAUGAACUUGGUGAACCUCCUCGGAACUAUCCAACAGAAUAUCACGGACACGGAUGACCCGCAGUCUCAAUAUCUGCUCCACUGCUGGGGCCGUAUGUGCCGCGUUCUCGGCCAAGACUUUGUGCCUUUCCUUGCCGCAGUCAUUCCUCCACUUCUCACUGUUGCCGCCGCUAAGGCUGACAUACAAUUGUUAGAAGACGAGGAUCAGGUUGACCUUGUUGAUCAAGACGAGGGGUGGGAACUUGUUCCGUUGAAGGGCAAACUCAUUGGUAUCAAAACCAGUGUUCUGGAAGAUAAGAACACCGCCAUUGAGCUUCUUACUGUCUACGCUCAGAUCUUAGAGGCUUCAUUUGAGCCGUACGUCGUUCAGACGCUGGAGAAGGUUGCCAUUCCCGGAUUGGCCUUCUUCUUCCACGACCCCGUGCGAGUGUCCUCUGCCAAGCUAGUUCCUCACCUGCUCAACUCGUACAAAAAGGCACAUGGUGUCCAGUCACCUGGAUUUGCCGAGAUCUGGAACAAGGUGGCAGGCAGAAUCAUUGAAGUUCUCAGCGCUGAACCCAAUAUCGAUACUCUUGCGGAAAUGUUUCAAUGCUUCUAUGAAUCAGUGGAGGUAGUCGGCAAGAAUUGCUUGACCCAAGAGCACAUGCAAGCAUUCAUUGAAUCUGUUCAAUCGUCACUGGAAGAUUAUCAGUCCCGAGUUAAGACGCGUGCCGAAGAGCAAGCCGAGGCAGACGACAAUGAUGAAGACAACUUGUCGAUUGCUUAUGCAAUUGAAGACGAUCAGACUCUUCUCAGCGAUAUGAACAAGGCUUUCCACGCUGUUUUCAAGAACCAAGGAUCAAGUUUCUUGCCAACGUGGCAACGCCUGUUGCCGAUUUAUGAUGCUUUCAUCAACAGCAACGAUGCUACACAGCGCCAGUGGGCAACCUGCAUUAUGGAUGAUGUGCUUGAGUUCUGUGGUCCAGAAUCCUGGGCCUUCAAGGACCAUAUUUUACAACCUCUCGCCAAUGGACUGCAAGAUUCCAAUGGACCCAAUAGGCAAGCUGCUUCAUACGGUGUUGGUGUUGCUGCUCAGAAAGGUGGCCCAGCUUUCGCCGAGUUUGUGGCUGCCUGUAUUCCAAGUUUGUUCCAAGUAACACAGCAUCCACACGCUAGGGCAGAGGAACAUGUGUUUGCAACGGAGAAUGCUUCGGCCAGUAUUGCAAAGAUUAUACGAUUCAACGCCGGAAAGGUCCAGAACCCACAGGAGGUUGUGGACAACUGGAUAAACACGCUGCCAAUUACCAAUGACGAAGAGGCUGCUCCAUAUGCAUACUCUUUCCUAGCCGAGCUGAUCGAACAGCAAAAUCCGGCCGUUCUCUCAAACGCCGACAAGGUAUUUGGAUACAUUGUUCAGGCUCUAGACAACGAAACACUUCAAGGUGAAACCGCGAAGAGGGUUGCCGAUUUCGGGAAACGAUUAGUUCAAGCAACAGGCGUGAAUGCAGAGGCAAUUCUGGCUGGUGUCAACCCAGACAACCAGGAGACGGUGCGGAAAUAUUUCCAAUGA